AAAAUCUUUAGCUAGGAUGCAGUGCGUUAGAUCUGCACUUCUUUCUUCGCGUGCAAGGCAUUUCCCUUUACGCUCCUUCUCUUCAUCUACCAUAUCAGAUUCAGAUUUGGUGGUCAUAGGUUCCGGUCCUGGGGGUUAUGUGGCUGCUAUUAAAGCAGCUCAACUGGGCUUGAAGACUGUAUGUGUCGAGAAGGGUGCUACGUUUGGAGGAACUUGUUUGAACGUGGGCUGCAUCCCUAGCAAAGCUCUCCUUAAUAAUUCUCACUAUUAUCACGCAGCCAAGACCGAUUUUGCCAGCAGAGGGAUAAAAGUUGAAAAUGUAGAAGUUGACCUACCAGUUAUGAUGAAGGCAAAAGAAAACAGUGUCUCUGCUCUGACAGCAGGUAUUGCUGGACUAUUCAAGAAGAAUGGGAUCACAUCAGUACACGGUCACGGGACAAUUGUCACACCAAACCAGGUGAUCGUUAAGAACAAUGACGGGGGCAGGACGACAAUCAACACUAAAAAUAUUCUCAUUGCUACUGGUUCAGAAGUUACUCCCUUUCCUGGUAUAGAGGUAGAUGAAGAAACUAUAGUGUCUUCAACCGGAGCACUGUCUCUAAAGGAAAUCCCUAAGACACUUACACUAAUAGGUGCUGGUGUUAUCGGAGUUGAGCUGGGGUCGGUCUGGCAGCGGCUUGGUGCUAAGGUCACAGCUGUAGAGUUUUUGGGUAAUAUUGGCGGUGUAGGGAUUGAUUUGGAGGUGGCUAAGAACUUCCAGAGAUCCUUAGGUAAACAGGGCAUGAAGUUUAAAUUGAACACAAAGGUAUUGUCAGCAGAAAGAACUCCUGAAGGCAUUAAGGUAAAAACAGAAAACAAGAAGGGCAAGAUAGAGGAACUGGUAUCAGACGUUGUCCUGGUAUGUAUAGGACGGCGGCCUUUCCUGGACGGUCUUGGACUGGAUAACAUUGGUGUUACAGUAGACAACAGAAGCAGAAUCCCUGUCAAUGAACGUUUCCAGACCAACAUACCCAACAUUUACGCCAUUGGUGACGUGAUAGAUGGUCCCAUGUUAGCCCACAAGGCUGAAGACGAAGGUAUUAUCUGUGUAGAGGGUAUGGUGGGUGGUGUACCUCACAUUAACUACGACUGUGUUCCCAGUGUCAUAUACACUCAUCCUGAGGUUGCUUGGGUUGGCAAGUCUGAGGAACAGGUCAAAGAAUUGGGUAUUCCUUACAAGAUAGGAACAUUCCCGAUGGCAGCUAACAGCAGGAGUAAGACUAACAUGGACACUGACGGUCUAGUUAAAGUAAUCGCUCACAAGGAUACUGACAGACUUCUGGGCAUACACAUCGUCUGCAGUGUGGCAGGAGAACUUAUAAACGAGGCAGCACUUGCGAUGGAGUAUGGCGCUUCGGCGGAGGACAUCGCUCGCGUCUGUCACGCUCAUCCCACCGUCAGCGAGGCGCUCAAAGAAGCUUGUGUAGCAGCUUACGCUGGCAAAGCUAUUAAUUUCUAAUGACCAAUUUUGGGUUCUUACUUUUUCUUCCACUUAAUUUCCGAGAUAGAGCACACCUUAUACGGCGAGGUUUUUUUGUAUAGAAAUAACGUCUAAUCAGCUAAAGAUGUACGCUCCCAGAGUGUAGACGUUACAGUCCACCAUCGAGCAGUUCUCCCUUCUUUAUAUUGGAAACUGAUAACUUAUUAGUUAGGUAUAUUGGCCAAGUGCGUCAUGUCUAGAUACUUAUUAAACGAUCUGCCACUCCGUUUUCAGAUACCGAUAUAUAUGGACAUUUUGGUGGUCUCUCUGCCCUGAAGUCAACUCCUGGCGUUUUUAGAUCUGAAGUCUGAUGAGCUCAUGUUGAAUAAUUUACGAUUGAUUUUGAGUGUGCCAUUUGUGUUUCUGCCUCUGUCAUGUCGCCACGUUUAUCAUUCUGAUUUGAGCGAGGGUACUCUGUGUCUUCUUCUGUUUAACAGAUCAUAACCCUGGAACUCCCCCAGAACUAUCAAAUCAGAGUAACUUGAACUUCAUCAGAACAUCAUGCUAACUGAUAGGCAGGUAGAUCUGUAAUCCUAACAGCUGAUUGGCUGUCGGCUCUGUGGUUCUCACAUAUGAUUGGUCAGUGCUUUCGCCAAUUCUAUAGUCCAGGGAUGGGAGGAGUGGUGUAAUUAGUUUGUGAGCUGGUGAGCACUUGUGAUAGGAUUAAACACACAUGUAUGAUACCAUUAUAUAUAGUCUCCUUCUUUCUCUUCUGCUGGCUUUGAUAUUACUCUCAUCACACGAUGUCGUGCGCAUUAUCCCAAAUAACCAUAAUUCUCUACUUACAACUAGAUAUUGUAGCCUCUGUGCUAUAAUUACAAAUAUUCUAUCCAUAUUUAUAUCAUGGAUCUAAUGUCGUCUGCCAGUUCCCUGUUAUAUUUAUCAAGGAUCUAAUAUUAUCUGCCGAUUCUCCUGCUCUCCUAGGUUAUUGCUUCCAAUUCUUAUAUUAUAUGUAACGCUGGACCUGCGAUCAUGCAAGUCAUUGAACUGGUCCUGUAGUCAGUCUGUGUAUCACGUGGUCAGUCUGUGUAUCACGUGGUCAGCUUAGUGCUGAACUGAUUAAGUAAUUAUACUCCAAUUAUUGUUUACUCAAUCUCAACAUUGAGUAUUAUAUGCCUGGUGGUAAUUGAAUAUAGAUAUCAGAGUCUCAUAUAAUUCAUAAAGUUGCUAAGACCCCGUAACGCCUGUUCUUACAAGUUCUUGAUUUGCGUUGGUCGUCACGUUUUCGUUGGUUGCCAUAUAUAUAACUACCAAAGUUAAAUAUUUGUAAACCUUUUCUAAAUAAUGUGUCUAAUAAAUACUUUUUAAUUUAAUAUUCGUUUUAGGAUCAUUAUUCCAUAGAUGUUAGUUUAAUUUAAUUAAUAUUUUUUGGUGUCCAGAACCCCUGCCUCUCACUCUCAAAUCAGACAUUCGGACUGUAGCAUAAUUAAAAUAGGGGAAAUUGGGACACGUUAUCAUUUUGUAAUUGCACAAGUCAUCCGGUACUUAAUUAUUUAAUAGAUAAUCAAUUAUAACGAUUGUAUCAUACCAUGUGUCAUGUUCCUUCCACCUUAGUUCCAAUGUUGUUAUCCAAGCUGUUUAUUUCAGAUAUCAAUUAGAAUUAUAGUCUGUGGUUAUCAUGUCCAUUGUUGGGCGUUCAUUCGCAUCUUGACCUCGCAAGACGUAGACAUACCUCUCAUUAAUAUCAUGAUUAACCAAUUAAAAUGACCAUAAUAAUCAAUCAUCACUACAUGUAAUUAUCCUACGAUCGGGUAGAUAUGUGAGUAUUAUACCCAACAUUGACCGGCGAACUGAUAGCUACUUCAGAAGCAAUGAAACUACAAUCUUCUAGAUAAAAUGAGUCAUAGUACUCAUAGUACGGGUAGAUAUGUAUUAGACUGCUGGUUUUAUGACGGGUAUCCUGAUUCCUCACAGUCAUUAUGUGGUUUAUGCGGAAGUCGUUAAAUAACAGACUUGUCCGUGACCUGCAUCACCAAACCUUGUAAUGAGGCUUAUUGAGACGCUUAGCCUGUACAAAAUUUAUCAUAUGAUCUCUUUAAAUUCUUUAAUGUUUUGUUGCAAGGUUUAAAUCCUGUGGUCUCCAACAUGUUCUUGUCAUAUUUCAUGAGUUUAGUUAACUUAUUCAGUUACUGAUGCCCAUUACUUUCGCAUACUGCUUUGAACCGCCUCUAAAUUUAACAGAGUGUCUAUUCUUCUCAAGAAUCGUGACUCGGUUAAGUCCACCUGACCUCAACCAACCUACCAAGUAACGCUAAAAACCGUCCGCUAUUAUGUUUGUAGUUUAGCUCUUUAUCUUUCCUCUAUUCACUAAAGACUUGAACAUGCGUCUUCUGUACUCGUCAAGCUGGCGAGCAGUUAAAGUUAGCCCUGUUCACGUGACCGUGACAAGUCCAUUGGUUUAUAUUAUGAUAUAGUAUAGAAUUGUGGUUUUCAAUGAGCGAUUGUGUUAUGAUGUGUCGUCAGCGGUAAUUCUCAUUCUCAGCUAAUGUACACUUACAUUCGUCACAUAUUUGAGCAGUUAUCUCGCUCAUUAUUUAGCACAUUAUGCACUUUUAAUUCGUGCCAUUACGUGGGUCAUACAUAAUGAAACAAGGAACGUCCUUCGUACUCACGGAAAUUUCUUUUGUAACCCUUUUUCGUCUAGAUUAGUGUCUAGACAGUCAACAUCACGCACUGAAGAUUUGAAACUUCAGCACAUGUCGCUUGCACCAGAUCCUUCUUAACUUUUGGGACUUUUUGAUUUUGUACGACAUCGCACGGGUUUGGCAGUGAGAGCAUGGCCUCCAAAUUUCAGGGGAGUUGACCAAGUGCAGAGUAUGCCGUUAAAAUAUUUCAUCGGUUGGUCUGGUCAUUGUAAGGUCUGGACAUUGUAAGCCGUCUCGUUAUUCGUAUUCAACCCUGACCUCAGCUCUUCAGCUGACCUGUUCUUUAUUUAACCAGCUUUAAGUCGACCCUAUUAUAUAUGAGUAAUGAAUAUGAAUAUGAUGUACGACUGCAUGAUAUUGUUUUAGAAAGAUAAAGAGGGUUUGGUUAAAUAUAUUUUUAGAUCGGUUUGUAGACCUAGAAACUGCUUGUCCUUCGCUCGGUCGAAGUUUGAAUUUUGUACCAAAUGUUCAAGUUCUGUUAUUUGGAAUAAUAAUCAAUUGUAAUUUUUGAUAAAUUAUUAAAAUGCUUACCAA
Messenger RNA from Bolinopsis microptera, 4698 nucleotides. RefSeq names its product dihydrolipoyl dehydrogenase, mitochondrial-like. The coding region runs from base 17 to 1498 and encodes 493 amino acids. The record is from RefSeq and is a predicted model, not a curated record. Gene Ontology annotation, molecular function: dihydrolipoyl dehydrogenase (NADH) activity; flavin adenine dinucleotide binding. NCBI's taxonomy places the organism in Eukaryota, Metazoa, Ctenophora, Tentaculata, Lobata, Bolinopsidae. The transcript has 10 exons. Gene Ontology annotation, cellular component: mitochondrion; oxoglutarate dehydrogenase complex.